Messenger RNA from Petromyzon marinus (sea lamprey), 9602 nucleotides. RefSeq names its product tyrosine-protein kinase ABL1-like. NCBI's taxonomy places the organism in Eukaryota, Metazoa, Chordata, Hyperoartia, Petromyzontiformes, Petromyzontidae. Gene Ontology annotation, biological process: protein phosphorylation. Gene Ontology annotation, molecular function: non-membrane spanning protein tyrosine kinase activity; protein binding; ATP binding. The record is from RefSeq and is a predicted model, not a curated record.
CGACGCUCCAAGAACGGCGGUCCGCACCGGAAAUCCGGUUCGUGGCGGAAGUCCGGCGAGCGCUGUCAACAUGGCGGCGCGCAGCAGGUCGGGCUGACGGCUGCGCUCCGCUGCCCGCGAAGCGACGCCACCGCUCGCGGCUACGAAGCCCGCGGCGACCGCGGAAUCCCGACGAAGGCGGCGGUGGGCAUCCUUGCUGGCGUUUAACACGGGGGCCGGGGCCGCAUGGGGCAGCAACAGGCGAAGGGCGGCGAGGCGCGCAGGGCCACGCUGCCCCGGCCCUUCAAAGCGAGGAAAGACGUAGCGGCUGCCUCGUCCGCCUUCAUCAUCACCCCGUCUUCGUGCUCCUCCGUCGUCGUCGUCGUGCCCUCCUCGUCGUCCUCCUCCUCCUUGUUUCCCGGAGCCACGGGGCGCCACUCCGCAGCCGCGACGCCGUGCAAUGUGUUCGAGGAGCAUGAAGCCCUGCACCAGCCCAGCGACGGGGAUGGAGACGGCCCGAGCCUCCGGGAGGCCGUGCGCUGGAACUCCAAGGAGAACCUCCUCUCCGUCCCCGGGGACCCCGACGACACGAACCUCUUCGUGGCGCUCUAUGACUUCGUGGCGAGUGGCGACAACACGCUCAGCAUCACCAAAGGCGAGAAGCUGCGUGUGCUCGGCUACAACCAGAACGGCGAGUGGUGCGAGGUGCACUCCCGCAACGGCCAGGGCUGGGUGCCCAGCAACUACAUCACGCCCGUCAACAGCCUGGAGAAGCACUCGUGGUACCACGGCCCCAUCUCGCGCAACGCCGCCGAGUACCUGCUCAGCAGCGGCAUCAACGGCUCCUUCCUGCUGCGCGAGUCGGAGAGCAGCCCCGGGCAGCUGUCCAUCUCGCUGCGCUGCGAGGGGCGCGUCUACCACUACCGCAUCAACACGGCGAGCGACGGCAAGUACUUCGUGAGCUCGGAGAGCCGCUUCAGCACGCUGGCCGAGCUGGUGCACCACCACUCGAGCGUGGCCGACGGCCUCAUCGUGCCGCUGCACUACCCGGCACCCAAGCGCACCAAGCCGACGGUGUACGGCGUGUCGCCCACGUACGACCGCUGGGAGAUCGAGCGCACCGACAUCACCAUGAAACACAAACUCGGCGGAGGGCAGUACGGGGAGGUGUACGAGGGCCUCUGGAAGAAGUACAGCCGCACCGUGGCCGUCAAGACUCUCAAGGAGGACACGAUGGAGGUGGAGGAGUUCCUCAAAGAAGCUGCCAUGAUGAAGGAGAUCAAACACCCCAACUUGGUGCAGCUGCUCGGCGUGUGCACGCGGGAGCCGCCCUUCUACAUCGUCACGGAGUUCAUGACGCACGGGAACCUGCUCGACUACCUGCGCGAGUGCAACCGCGACGAGGUGACAGCCGUGGUGCUGCUCCACAUGGCCACGCAGAUCUCCUCUGCCAUGGAAUACCUGGAGAAGAAGAACUUCAUUCACAGGGAUCUGGCGGCGAGGAACUGCCUGGUGGCCGAGAGCCACAUGGUGAAGGUGGCCGACUUCGGGCUGAGCCGGCUCAUGACGGGCGACACGUACACGGCACGCGCCGGCGCCAAGUUCCCCAUCAAGUGGACAGCACCCGAGAGCCUGGCCUACAACAAGUUCUCCAUCAAGUCCGACGUGUGGGCCUUCGGAGUGCUCCUGUGGGAGAUCGCCACCUACGGCAUGUCCCCCUACCCCGGCGUCGACCUCUCCCAGGUCUACGAGCGGCUGGAACGCGGAUACCGCAUGGAGCAACCCGAGGGAUGUCCACCCCGCGUCUACCAGCUCAUGCAAGCCUGCUGGCAGUGGAACGCAGCAGACCGGCCAUCCUUUGCUGAGAUUCACCAGACGUUCGAGACCAUGUUCCAUGAUUCCAGCAUCUCAGAAGAGGUGGAGAAGGAGCUGGGGAGGAACGGAUCGUCGUGCAUGCAGGCACCCAAACUGCCUGCCAAGAAGGGGUCCAUCAGGAGGCCGCCCGAACGUGGAGACGCCGGCGCGACGCUUGGCGCCUCUCUGGCGUCCUCAGAGACCAUCCCCAAACGAGACCCUGCCUGCUUCAGUUCGCCACAGCUGCCGCGGAAGAUGCGCGACGUCCUGAGCAAUGCAAGUGGUGGCGGCAGCGCGGCAACAAUGGGCGGGGCGACCCUGGACGACUCCGACGUCCAUGGCGGGGGCUUCCCGCCGUCGUCAACCGCCGCCUCCUCUUUCUUCCUGCCGUCCUUCAAGGCCAAGAAGAAGAAGACGGCGCCGGCUCCUCCCAGGCGCAGCAGCUCCUUCCGUGACGCGGACGGCCAGCCGGAGAGGGCCGAGGAGAAUGGCAGCUUUGGGCCGCUCUGCUCGUCCGAGGAAUUCCUGGACGCGCGCGCCACGUUCACGCGCGGUGACGCCAGGGAGAAGGAGAACCGGCUCGCGCCGGUCUCUCCGUUCUGCACUCUGCGGCCGCUGCCCAAGGCCUCGCCGCAUGGCAAGGCGCGGCACAAUGUGGUUCAGCAGCAACUGCAGCAGCGUUUGGAGAAGCAACAGCAGCAGCAGCAGCAGCAGCAGCAGGCGGUUGCGACUUUAUCACUCGACCGUUUUUCCAGGUCUUCAUCCAUGUCGUUCUCCAACGAGGGCGGGUCGGGCGACAUGGAGCGCAAGUGUCACACGCUGCCGCUGGACGGCCAGCGGGAGCGAGCGCCGGGCGUGGGCGGCGCCAGGGCCUCCGACAGCGUGGAGAGCACGGUCCAGCCGGUCAAGAAGUGCAGGGACCUGGCGGAGAGGCUGGCGCUCUUCAGCCGAUGUCCUCUGCAGAAGCAGAGAAGCCAAGACAACGGGGAGAACGGCCUGUUCAGGGACGGGGAGGCCAGCGCUCCCGGGACGACGCCCAAAGUGACGCGCAAGCAGCCAGGCACGCAGUUUAAGCAACCGCGCGUGGGCGACGAGGCCGCGGGGAAACCCCAGCCGGGUGGCGUCGCGAAGGCCGGAGGGGGCCCCACCAACAAUACGUUUCCUGGUGCCGUCCGUCUCCUGCCCACCUCAGAGCCCCUGCAGAGGAAGGCCAGGCCGCCCGCAGAAAAGUCUCCACCGCACACAGACCGGGAUAAAGCGCAGCCAUUGGGGCCCCAGCACAAAGCCAAGCCGUCCCACCCGCCGCCCCCGCCGCCCUCGCCGGCCACCAAACCUGUCGGCAAGCCGCCAGCCAGUCCCGGCGCCGAAGGCCAAACCGCGGGCGAGAGCGCGGGCGCCGCCCCUGUCAAACCCAGGUCGCCCCAGCGCGCGGACACUGCAGGCGAUGCCUCGGGCGACGGCGGUGUGAAAAAGCCGCUGAUGCCGCCGGGCACCAAGCCAACGCUCCCGUUAAAACCGCCCGGGACGUCGGCGGCUGGAGAGCAGCAGGCGUCGCUCGUAACCCUGCGCAGGACCGCAAGGCCGCCCGAGAAGCGAUCACCCAGCCCGGACGCUGGCGACGCCACCCUGGUGCCGCCCGCCAGCAGCAAGGAGGGAGUCGUCGAGUGCCUGGACGGCCUGCAGAGGUCGCUGUCCACCGGCGCGACCCAAGCGCAGGCGAUAUUAGAGGCUGGGCAGAAGCUGUCGGAACGGUGCCGGCUGUAUGCGGACUUGGCGCAGCCUGCAAGGAAGUUUGCGCUUUUGACCGCAUUGGGCAAGCUGGAGAGCGGCCUGCGUGAGCUGCAGGGUGGUGGUGGUGUGGGUGGUACGGGCUCACAGGCUCUCACAAGCUUGUUAGCUUGCACCAAGGAAAUUCGGGACAUUGUGAACAGGUAGCUGGUUGUGUGCAUUGUACUUUUAUACAAAUGUGUUUCGGGUCCCUGCACAAUUGCAGCUGUACGAUUGAGCCAAUGGCUUUGCGAGUGAGCAAGCUUUCUCUGUAACCUCCAAGUGGCCCCAAAGAACUUGCCCGUUGGGCCAUCUGCCUUCCCCCCAAGAGCCAUCACUGCAGGUGACCAUCUGCGCUAGCCACGGCACCGCUGCUGUGGGUGGCGCAAACCCAUGGUUGUGAAAGCCAUCGUGACCACAGCAGCAGCAGAGAAUUUGGUACAAGUGCGAGAGCCUCCACGCGGCGAUUUGUUGGUACUUGAUGGACGCGGUGCGAGCAAAAAUUGCGUCCUGCUAUUUGCAAUUGUCGUUGCUGUACCAAAUUAGUUUGUUUUUCCCUUUCAAACUGUUCACGCGAAUGCUUCCCGUGGAACGCACUGCAAUGCGAGCAGCAGGCCAGUGAGCGCGGUUACCAACGUGCCGGGGAUGGGCAGCUGUGCCUAGCAUUGACUCGAGAAGCCGGGCAAAGGGCAGCGCGAUGGUACGUGGUACACGUCAGCCUCUUCUGUGGUCCUACACGUGAAUGCGACCCUGCGGCAUUCCCAGAAAUAACGGCAAGCGUAUGGAACACUGCGGGCGUGUGCGUUUGCGAGCGAGACGAGCAUGCGUGUUUUAAUGCCUGGGUUCGUCCCAGCUCUGUGGUGUGCGUGGUGUACUGUGAUGCGUGGGGUGUGCUCUGCCAAAAACAAAAUGAUUUGGAAGAUGUUACAUUUUGUAAGCGCGCGCCCGGUACAUUGUAAAGAGAACGCAGCGAUUUGGGACCUCGGCCGUGGAAAAACCUGCCGGGUACAAAGUUGCCUUUCGACAAAGGAAACAGAAACAAAUAUAAUAAUAGGUACUGAACAGUGCUUGUUGUGCGGGCUUCCCUAAGGCACAUCCAUGGUGUGCCAUCUUCCUUGGUUCACUCCUGCAAGAUGCGAUUAGCCUGCCGGCGCUUUCCCGACUGUACACCAGGCGUAGAAUGCUUUGCUGCACAUACCCAUGGAGGGCCAGACUUCAAGACCCGCAUACGAAUUAAUAGGGGCCUCCCUCUACACCGAGUGGGCCCUGCGCAUUUUGACACAAUACAAAACAUUAACGCAGUGCCAAGCUUUAGCAAGCUUUUGGACCGUGCUCAUUUGCCCUUCAUGGUUAUAUAACCAUCAAGGGGUGGAAAUCCCUCAUUCCCUGUGGCAAGGCCUCGUCCAUCCUUCACGCAGAAACUUCCCAGGUGGUACUCAUCCGUCAGACACCGCCACCCCUAGGGUAUGGAUAAUGGGCUGUAGCACAAAGCAGAUACUGUAGUUGUGAUUAUAUAAGCACAUGGACACUGAAUACCUUAUGGUGGGUAGGCCGGUAUACAAGUCACACCUGCACAUGCCAACUAGGGAACAGAUCUGUCCCAAUGCUUGGCUGGAUCAUGGCGAAACCCAAACAACAGAGGCUGUGUCCUGGGCUAUCCCUCAAAUGUAUACUUCAUUAAGGAGAGGAAACCUGUUUAGGUGACUUUCUUGGUGCUCUACCCUAGCCAGUCGAGGUUUUUGCAGUACGAUGCCCGUAAAGAAAUGUUUUACGUGCCGACACUGCAGUGACACCACUGGUUUCUAUGGUGGUGCGCCUAAAACGUUGCUGUUACCGAGGACCGCCCCAGUCCCCCAUGGGGCUGAUUUGACAAUAUUUCGCCAUGCUAGAUACCUGCCUCGACAAUAAGAGCAAUUACAGCGCAAGUGUUUAGUCCGGUUUUGUACCUCCCGCGACGUGUUAGCCGGCACCAUGUCAGUCGUCUUGCACCGUGCGCCGAGCACUUUCAGGAACUGCAGAAGUUUCGCUCCACCUGGUCAGGAGCUUCUUUCAUUCUGAACACCGAAGCGAGAAACACGUCGGAGAGCGACAAGCAAUUUGGGCUGCGCCGUGCACAACGGAGGUCGGUAGGGGUGGUGGUGGGGGGGGGUAGUCUCGCCCGCUUAACAGUCAGCCUACGGAGUAGUGAUUUUUUUUGCGUUGGCGCGAUGUUUUUUGCUGGGGGACGCCGAUAGCCAUGCACGGGGGCGGCGCCGCCGUCUCAACCCCGAACUCAGGGACCCGUUAACUGCGCUCGCCGUUUUGUCUCCGCGCCAGUUCUCUCCCGCAGUAUGUGACUUUCUCGUGGUAUUUUUGUUGUCGUCGUUUCGUCGUCCUUGAGCUGCCUUGCCUUUUUAAAAAUGACAACGUAAUAAUUAAGUACUUAUAAUCCCUUAAUCUAUGUUGAGCCUAAAUGCGUUCGUAACCUGUUGUGGGGCCCGAGGUGGUGCCAGCCCUCUCUGUUGCAUCUCUGCAAGCCUUGUGCCCUAAUGGCUGAAAACUAAAUUAAAAGUUAAUUUUAAAUUAACAAAGAGCCGUUUCCAUUGGUGGCGCCCGAGCCACUGGUGACAUUUCUGCAUUCCAAUGGCAGCUGCCAGCAUCCCCAUGGGAUUACCAAUUCUGACCUCCCACAAAGCAUUACUUAUUUUAACCCCAAGGAAGCAUGAUGGGUUGAAUCGACCCCCGACUUUGGAUCCGAACUGCGACAUUCUGAACGCAACAGCAGAUUACUCUCCAGAGCGCCGAACGGCUGGAUUGAUGCAACACCGGUUGAGGAUUUGGUGAGCUUUGGUCUACUAAGCCCCAAUGUGGGGUAAUUCUGUUGUCGUCGUUUUUUGGCGUUGCCCAGUGGCAAUUUGGCUCAGAACCGCUUCCUGUGUCUGAAGAACGACGGUGCCUUGGGCAGGUGUACACUCAGCGCAGCUGUGGAAGAGGUUUCGCAAUGGACAUUCAGAUGGCAAAUACCACAAGUCUGGGAUAAUGUUACGAGUAACCCUGAUUAACAUUAGCUUAAGGUUAAUGGUAUUAAUUAUUUUAGCCUUGGUUUAGACUUAAGAUCGCGUGGGUAAUUAACGCAACGGGAUCAUAUUAAACUCAGAUAUAUCUUUCAGAAAGUAAUUGGGCGCUUUGGAAAUGUUCAUGUUGAACGUCAUUGGCGGCAAAUAGUGUCUUAUGGAAGAUUUAUUGAAGUGUUAGUCAAUCAGCCUAAAGUGCAUACUUAAAGACCAACAUAUCCUUUAGUCUGGGGUUUAUACAGCCAAUACAACUUUUCAUCGUACAAACAUCCAAUACGGCGCUGUUUGUGCAACUUAUCGCCGUUUAAAAAUUACUCGGAACCCAAGCAAUGAACCCUGCGCCUGCGUGAACCUAGUGUGGUACAUUUUUAUGCACCCUUUGUUGACAGUAGAGCUGGACUAGCCAAUCAUUGAGCCAUUAUCAGUUACAGAGGCUCUGAUCUGCUAAAUAUCGGGAGAAAAAAAACAUGCAUAUAUUUGGGCAGGGGUGGGGGAAAGUCUCAUCCCCACGGUCACGACGUGCGCUACUGGAUGGGAGGUGAUGGGCAGGGCCUUGUGGUGUUCUCGGCAUCGGCCUCAUGUUUGGGCGUGGAUUCGCGUGGAGUUUUCCUGUGGCUUGCGCUACUUGUAAAGGACUCCGAGUAAUCGACUGCACAAAAUGUUGGAUUAUAUAAAUACACACGCACGGACCUACAGCUCGAGUUGAAAGCAAAUACAAGCACAGCGCGUGUGCAUUGUUGUGAAGCCAAAGUUAAAUAGCACAGCAUACUACUAGUUCCGUAGCCCCAUUGCAGGGCCAAACCAUUUUCCUUUAUAUAAAUAAACACGACGCUGUACCCAUCAAGAGAAUUGGUCGUCUUACAAAGUCACAUUACGCCUAUUUGACCAUACUUCACCACGCUGCUAAAUGCAGAGUGGAAGGGUUGGGGAGCAUUAACAUGACAGCAUGCUACAGUGCAACUUAAGUUGCCAUGCUGCCCUCAGCAGACAGCCUAUAACUGCGUUGCCCUGCAGUGUCACCACUGAACACCACCCAAGUUCUCUGGCGUACCCGGACUUUGAUUAAUUUGGAGGGCCAUCUAUGUAGUCAAGGUUCUGCAUUUUUUUAUUGUUGUUGCCUUGUAGCCAAUUUCAGACGCGCUGCUGCAGCAGCGGUGUGGCGGUUAGCAGCGCCAGUCUGAUUCUCCAGGCACGGCAGCUCAAACUGUGGUGCAAUUAUCUUAAAUUCCUCUGUCCAUGUCUACCCAGAAGUAUGAAAAGUGUUUAAAUGACAGUCAAUUAGUGGGUAAAGUGUGGGUACUCGCCUCUUCCAAGAUAUCUGGUCAGCGUGGAAGAGUAGGCCAAAAUAUACGCCAGGGAGAGGGGGCUUUUUAACUCCCUAUGGUGGAGGCCUUUCCACCAGCAGUGGUGGCAUUUGCAGGUCUGCGCCUUUAGGAAGCGAGUUUGGAUUUUCACGACAUCACAAGUUCAGUGUUGACUGCAGCUCUCCACUUUGUGAUGUUUCAGAGGAAAGCACACGUUUGAAUCUGCUCCAUCUACUUCAUGUACAUUUGCUUUGAUCCUUGUCUGUAGCCUAAUGAUAUCCUUGUCCUAAUUAAUUCGUUUUUGCGGGUUGUGUAUUAUACAUGUUGUUUUUUAGUGUGAGUGAUAGCGCUAACUUAAACUUUCGGUAUGGUUUACAAUUCAUCGUUGCUAAAGUGUAUAACUGAGAGCGCGUGGCGAUCAUUCGAUUGUGUCGAGGGAUUGUUGUGUAAGUGAAACUGCUGGUACGCGUCAGUGUUAGUGUGAUGGAAGAGUUACUGCCCUUGCUCCCACGUCUACGGAGGCUUGGAUUUAAUUCCUUUUGGACAAGUUUGCAUAUCCCAUCUCCAGUAUGCCACUUAUAUUUCGCCCUGCAGUAACCAUUGUGGGUUUAACAAUAGACAAUGAUAGAGAUUGUUAGCCAAGCUAUGCAUGUAAGAAUCUGAUUUUCAAUUCCUCAUACUGGAUAGCUCCAAUGAUGCAUAAUCCUUUUUCCUGCAGGUGCGACAGAUUGAGGACCCCCCCCCCCCCCCAAUUGCCUGCAGCUAUAUUACUGCCACCAAGUAGCAAAGCACUUGUGCCAGGCUAGGUGCACUUAAAGGCCACAUGAAGCUCACCCAUAGGAGUUCACAGGACAGACAUAAAUUUCCAUAGGACUUCCCAGGACAAAUCUAGAUGUUUUGGGUUAACCAAUUUAUCAUUACCUGGUACACAUCCAAUAUAGCCAAGGUUAUAUACUGUACACUUACAAUUCAUGCCUUUUAUUGGUUAUUGCAUAUUUGUACACGUAAAAAAAUAUUUGGUACGUUGUACAUUUAAAGUAAAGAUACACACACACAUACCCCAGUGCCAUUCAGUAUAUUAGACCCUACUUGCUGCAUCACCAAAUACCACCAUACCGUGCACCACACUGCACUCCUGUACAUACAACGGAUUCCCCCAUUAAGCUGCCUGGCCAGGAGUUGAACCCGGGUCACCGUGUGAUUGAACCACUGCUCCCCAUUACAUUACACAUGCACACCCACGGCACGACAUGCAAGUCCCAAUUAGCAAAUUAAUUGAAUCUGUACCCGCGGAAGAAAUCCAACGUUCCCGAGACGUGUGCAUCUUGGACAUUCUGACCUUCCCAAUUACCCUCCCCGAUCCAUAUUUCAACCCUAAACCUCCAGGGUGCAGUUCCUAGUGAGUUUUCUCGAGAGUAUUAUGUUGUACGGACUGCAACUCCCUUCCCGCACUGCACCCCACAGCAGCCUUACAAGGUCGCCCGGAUAUGUACUCCGGGCGAGCCGCGUGUCGCCGCCCCUGUUCCUUCUGUCAGUGUACAUAUAAAUUAAACUACGCGGAAAGCCCAACUGGUCUCUGCGCGCUCCUUUGUCAUUCAUUAUCGGCGGCGAUGGCUUAAUCAAUAAAAGCAAGUCUGUCAUUGUG